ACAAUUUCAGAGUUCUUUUGACCGCGUCCAUCAUGGCAUCUUCAGACGAAUUAAUGGUUUCUUCCCUAAUUUACGAUUAUUUACUCAAGAAAGACAUUGGACUUGCUAAAGUUUUUCAGAAGAAAACAAGUGCGGUUCCACUACCGAAAGGGUCUCCACGAAUAAUUGAUGUUGUGCAACAUUUUCAAAAAAAUUCACCAAAAAAGAUCAGUAUAAAAAGUAAUGGAAAAACGGCAAAAUCAGAUUCAAGUUCAGAUAGUGAAAAUGAGCCUGAAAAGAAACCUCAAGUGAAUGGAAAAGCUCCUAAACCACAAAAUAACAAAACACCUGAUUCGUCAUCAUCGGAUUCGAGUUCAGAUGAAGAGGAAACACCUAAACCAAGAAUUCAUCAACCAGUGUCGAAACCAGUAAAAAAUACUUCGACACCAGCAAAACCAACACUCACGCCUGCGAAAGUUCCAGCCAAGGCUGCUCCGAAGAACGAAUCAAGUUCAGAAGAUAGCUCUGACGAUGAAGAUGAAAAACCACAAGCAAAAUCUACUCCAAUACCAGCAAAAUCAACUCCCACACCUGCAAAAGCUCCGGCUAAGACUGCUCCGAAGAAAGAAUCCAGUUCAGAAGAUAGCUCUGACGAUGAAGAUGAAAAGCCAAAAGCAAAAUCUACUCCAAUACCAGCAAAAUCAACUCCCACACCUGCAAAAGCUCCGGCUAAGACUGCUCCCAAGAAAGAAUCUAGUUCAGAAGAUAGCUCUGACGAUGAAGAUGAAAAGCCAAAAGCAAAAUCUGCUCCAACACCAGCAAAACCAACUCCUACGCCUGCUAAAACUCCCGCAAAGAAACAGUCAAGCUCUGAAGAAAGUUCAUCUGAAGAUGAAAAACCGAAAAAUAAACCAGCGGCAGUCGUGAAAACUAAACCAGUAGUUGCAGCAAAGAAAGCUGAAUCUUCAAGUGAUUCUGAAUCAGAUUCUGAUGACAAUGAAUCAAAGACAAAAGCCGUAGUUCCAAAAGCAACUCCUGCACAAAAACAAGUGAAAAAGGAGUCCAGUUCUGAUGAUGAUAGCAGUGAAGAUGAAGACGUACCUGUCAAAAAUGUACCGAAAAAGCCUAUUACGCCGGUUGCACCGCAAACGAAUAAGAAAAAAGAAGAGUCUAGUGAUUCAGAUGAUUCAUCAGAAGAUGAAAAACCAACUCCUAAGCCAGCACCAAGUAAAGUAGCACUCGUGAAAACUCCAGCUAAAAAAGAGUCAUCAUCAAGUGAAGAUAGUAGUGAUGAAGAACCACCAACAAAGAAAAUAGCCGCUACUCCUGUUGUACAAAAGAAACCUGCUGGAAAGCCGGCGAAAGCACCUAGCAGUAGUGAAGAUAGUAGUAGUGAAGAAGAGGCACCUAAAAAGGCUGCUCCGAUGAAAGCUACACCAGCUAAACCUCCAGCGAAAGCGGCUAAAUCAUCGAGUGAAGACUCAGAUGACUCUGAAGAAGAAACUAAGGCCAAACCUGUUCCAAAAACUGCAGCAAAACAGCCAGCCAAACAACCGGCUAAAUCUUCAAGUGAAGACUCAGAUAGUUCUGAAGAAGAGAAACCGAAAAGUAAACAAAUAGCAAAACCUCCAGUAAAACCUCCAUUAGCAGCUAAAAAAUCAUCUAGUGAAGAUUCAGAUGAUUCGGAGGAAGAACCACCAAAACAACUCAUUGUAAAAAAACCGACUAAACCAACUAAGGCGAAAAAAUCGUCAAGUGAAGAGUCAUCUUCUGAUGAAGAAGAAGCUCAAAAACCAGCUCCUAAAACACCCGUUACGAAAACACCAGCUAAAAAAGAAAAAUCUAGUUCAGAAGAAGACUCGGAUGAAGAAAAAGAGCCAGAAGUGAACGUUAAAGUAACUGGUAAAGCUGAAAAAAGAAAACAUGAAGCAAUGGAUGGUAACAACAAGAAAAAUAAGAAAAAUGAUGUAGAAACGCCAGCAAAGAAUCGUAAGACAGAAAACUACAAUAAUUUCGUCAAAGCCAGUAAUGAUAACAAUGAUCAGUCUCGGAAAAAGACACCUUUUCGACGAGUACGUGAAGAAGAAGUUUCCUUAUUGAGUCCUAAAUUGGCUGAUAAUUCAUUUGAAGCGAAGAAAGGUGCAAGAGGCUCAUGGGGAGAAAAAGCAAACUUAGACUUGAAAUUCACCCGAGGCAAAUCUUUUCGCCAUGAAAAAACGAAAAAGAAACGCGGUAGUUAUCGUGGAGGUCAGAUUGACAUGUCAGUCAAUUCUAUUAAAUUUGAAGAUUAAUUGUUUAAAUAUUUAUUAAUUAAUUAUAAUAAAUAAUUAAUCAAUGAAAAUGACUGCCGACGGUAUUUUAUAUCAUUCACUUUACUUGACUCAAUAGUAAAUCUAUUUUUUCUUUAGCAUCUAUAUGUAAGUGUUAUUGUCUUUGAUAAUGUUUAAAUGAAGCAUUAAUUAUUCAUUUAUUGAAUAUCAAAUAUUUAUAAUCUAUAAUAUAAAUUCGAUGAACUUAAAUAUGUUUUAUUACAUAUAGAUAUUUGCUAGCAGUUAAUUAGGUAUUUUAUACAUAUUUAAAG
Messenger RNA from Chelonus insularis, 2560 nucleotides. It is a transcript of the gene Nopp140, whose product is annotated as nucleolar and coiled-body phosphoprotein 1. The record is from RefSeq and is a predicted model, not a curated record. The coding region runs from base 33 to 2270 and encodes 745 amino acids. Gene Ontology annotation, cellular component: nucleoplasm; nucleolus. The transcript has 4 exons. Lineage: Eukaryota; Metazoa; Arthropoda; Insecta; Hymenoptera; Braconidae.